AGCGUUCUCCAACAAAGUUGUAUCUAUAUAUCUUUUUGAAUAAGCUUCUGGAGUGACAUACAAUAGGUUUUCAAUAAAAAAUCUCUACCAUAUCGACCUUCAUAUUUUCCUUCUAGAAAAUCGAGCCAGCUACAAUGUCUCCUGCUACCGAAACCGCUACCCAGGGUCUUCCCCCUGUGGACCAGAUGACCAGCCGUGACUACUAUGCUGACAGUUACGCCCACUUUGGUAUCCACGAAGAGAUGCUCAAGGACUCGGUCCGAACACUCUCCUACCGUAACGCCAUUAUGCAGAACCCCCACCUCUUCAAGGACAAGGUGGUUCUUGAUGUUGGCUGCGGUACUGGCAUUCUUUCCAUGUUUGCCUCUAAGGCAGGUGCCAAGCUGGUUAUCGGCAUUGACAUGUCCAAUAUUUUGGAUCAGGCUGAAAAGAUUGUCAGGGCUAAUGGCUUUUCCGAGGACCAGAUCGUCCUCUUAAAGGGCAAGCUCGAAGAUGUGGAACUCCCUGUCAAGCAAGUCGACAUUAUCAUUUCCGAGUGGAUGGGUUACUUCUUGCUCUACGAGUCCAUGCUCGACACUGUCUUGCUUGCCCGUGACAAGUACCUCGCUCCUAAUGGUCUGUUGUUCCCCGACAAAGCUACCAUUUUCCUUGCAGCCAUUGAAGACCAAGAUUACAAAGAGGAAAAGAUUGAUUUCUGGAACGACGUCUACGGUUUUGAUUACUCUUGUAUCAAGGAAAUCGCUCUUCGUGAACCUCUUGUUGACUGUGUUGAGCUCCGAGCCGUUGCCACCAACCCUUGCGCUAUCAGGCAUAUCGACAUCCGAACAGUGAAGAAGGAAGAUCUUGCUUUCGAUGUGCCUUUCAAGCUCAAGGCUACCCGCAAUGACUACAUCCAUGCUUUCCUUGGCUGGUUCGACAUCUCCUUCUCAUGCUGCCACAAACCCAUUAACUUCAGCACCGGUCCUCAGGCCAAGUACACUCACUGGAAACAAACCGUCUUCUACACCUCUGAGACCCUCACUGUUUCCGAAGGAGAUGUCAUUCAAGGCACCCUUCACUGUGCUCCCAACUCCCGAAAUAAUCGUGACCUUGAUAUUAUCAUCGACUACGAAGUCGCCGGUAGCAACCCUGAGAAGGGUAAGAUGGAAUACAAGAUGUCAUAAUUGUUGUCUUCAUUUUUCCCGAUUGGCGUGUAAAGGUACUAGAUACAGUUUUAAGGAUCUUAUUGGGGAUCGCCCUCGCAUAAUAUACCCAUGCAAAUUGUUUAGAGCUUCUAUAUGCAUGAUUGAGC
Cryptococcus deneoformans JEC21 is the source of this 1291-nucleotide messenger RNA. Its product is annotated as protein arginine n-methyltransferase, putative. Gene Ontology annotation, molecular function: protein-arginine N-methyltransferase activity. NCBI's taxonomy places the organism in Eukaryota, Fungi, Basidiomycota, Tremellomycetes, Tremellales, Cryptococcaceae. Gene Ontology annotation, biological process: peptidyl-arginine methylation. The transcript is spliced from 11 exons. Gene Ontology annotation, cellular component: nucleus. The record is from RefSeq and is a predicted model, not a curated record. The coding region runs from base 135 to 1163 and encodes 342 amino acids.